Molecule: messenger RNA, 1380 nt
Organism: Plasmopara halstedii
Lineage: Eukaryota; Oomycota; Peronosporomycetes; Peronosporales; Peronosporaceae
Product: sorting and assembly machinery component 50 putativ
Exons: 9
Coding region: 1-1380 (459 amino acids)
Biological process (GO): protein insertion into mitochondrial outer membrane
Cellular component (GO): outer membrane; SAM complex
Source: RefSeq, a predicted model, not a curated record
AUGUCGACGCCGAGCGACACUACGGCUGAUGCGAGGCACCCAUGGGGACCGCCCAUGCACAUCGGCAAGGUCUUUUUAGAGGGCAACGACCGUACAAAGCCCGAAGUUUUUGAAACCGAACUCCAGGAGGCGUACAACGCUGAGCACAUCGGCGAUUUGGUGCACAAGCUUGAGGAAGCUACGAACGAGCUCAAAGCCCUCGACAUUUUUGAUACGAUCAGCAUCAAGCUGGACGAGGCAAGCUCUGGCGAGCGCGAUGAGACGGACGUCACUAUCACGGUGAAGGAAAAGGGCUGGCGAUCAUUGCACGUGGGCGCGACCACCGAUGGCAAUGAUGAAGCAGGAGAAUCCUCGCUGACGUUGCUGAACGCGUUCGGAGAGGCGGAAAAGAUUUCACUAAGUGCUACUUAUGCACGUUCGGGAAGUAAUACGCAGCGCGCAACUUUCAAGAAACCUCGCUUUUGGGGUUUGCCGCUGUACUUAAGUGCGGUUGGUACCAAUGAGCUUCAUAACCACGAAUGGCUUAGCUCGUACAAUGAAAAGAUUCGUGCCGGUAGCAUUUCCAUCAGCGAUUAUGAAGGCGUACACGACCUGUCGUUCAACGUUGGCUGGCGAGACCUGCUUCCCCGUCGUGACCCAAAGAUUCCCACAGCAUACCGUGCGUCGCCCAGUAUUCUUGCAGAAGCCAUGCCGUCUACCAAGACUAGUGUCAAAUACGUAUUCACGGACGAUAACCGGGAUAACAUUGUGUAUCCAACCACUGGAGGCCUUUUCAAAUAUUCAACGGAAAUUGCUGGUCUUGCAGGCGACGUUAAAUUUGUUAAAGCCGAGGUAGAAGGCCAGAAGCACUUUGCACUUGGCCCUCUUUUUCUUGGAUUCCCAUUGUUGAACUUUAGCUUUUCGGGUCACAUGGGAACAGUAAAGUCGUACGGUAGUGAGCAACACCGACCAGUGCGCAUAAGUGAUCGCUUUUUCUUGGGUGGUCCCAUGAACUUGCGCGGUUUCAACCAUAAAGGAAUCGGUCCUCGAGCAUCUCCUCUUGAUGGCGGUGUUGCACAAGGUGAUGCUCUUGGCGGUGAUGUGAGCUAUCACGGAACGGCGAGCGUAGGUUUCCCCGUAAUGCUUCCACUUUUAGCGGCCCUGGGUCUCCGAGGUCAGUUCUUUGCCAACGCCGGCAACUUGACUACAUGGGACCGUGUGUUGGACGAGAAGAAGUGGAUGAAAAAUCUUGUCGAUGACACACGUGUGUCAAUCGGUAUAGGUCUUGUGUGGGGAACUCGUAUUGGCCGCCUCGAGGCUAAUUACUCGUGGAUUCUCAAGUCCCUCAAUCACGAUAAUAUUAAACGUGCUCAACUUGGUCUUAGCAUGACGUUUUGCUAG